Messenger RNA from Pocillopora meandrina, 4621 nucleotides. The record is from the annotation of a GenBank genome assembly. NCBI's taxonomy places the organism in Eukaryota, Metazoa, Cnidaria, Anthozoa, Scleractinia, Pocilloporidae.
AUGGACAAAGGUUGGUCACUAAAGAGUCAUUUAAACUUGGAAGCGCAAGAGAAGGUAAAUUGUGCCGCAGAGACAUCAACUUCUUUUCAGCAGAAUAAGGGUAAGUGAUCUCAGUUUGCGCGGCUACUCGGAGAGUCCUUACUACCACGUAAAUUCCCUGUCCAAAUUCAAAGUGAAGUUUUGUUCUCUAUGAAUUAUUUGUAUUUAAAAAGGAAAUGUUAAAUGCAUUACUUGGCCUUUUAUUUUGGUUGUCUUUGAGAGGUAAAAACGAGCCCAAAGAACUCGUUCUCAGGUUUAACAUUUUUCAGUAAAUAAGAAAAAAUCAAGAAAGAUACCCCUACUCAUUGAAAAGGCUUACGGAUCAAAUACUUUCUUUUUAGGAUGGAAAAGGUCGUAUGCAUCCUAAAUGUCUAACUUAAUUGAAAAACGUUCGCUUAAUUUCCCCUAGACGCACUAUUUAGCAGUUUUUUUGUUUCUAACUUGGAUAAAUACUAAAAACGUGCUUUACACUAAAUUUCCGCUUCUCACUCCUACAAUCGCUUUUCUAAGACCAGGUCAAAUGCUGUUACGAUGAGUAAGCGAGGUGACGUCAUUAAGGGUGGAAAUCUUAUGUUUGCUUUAACUAGUAGCUCUGUUUCUCUUCAACACAAAGCAAUGGCUGAUCACACAAUCCACCUAAAACUUUUGGUCGCCAAAGGUGGAAAUAGUCAAAAGAGGAUGGUAGCUUAGGAAAGACGUUUUGAAACCUGUAUCCCGCUAUGAAUUCUACCGCGAUUAAUAUCUUGAAAUGUUUCGACGAACAUUCCUCACUUACGGGAAAUGAGAAGCUAGUCAACUAAUUUUCCUGACUUACAUAUGUGAGAGAUUAUUGCCGUGAUAAUGAUUUGACGUCUUAAAUAAAUCAACGACAGCACGGAUUUUUUCAGGCAACAAGGCUUUUCGGAAAGAUGUUUCGUAUCAGUGAUUCGUAGAGUUAUUGUUUAGGAUCUCGACAUGUAAGUGUGCUUGGUAAAAUAAUUUUUUUAAUUUUAAUCCAAGGAAUUAUCAGUCUUUAACAUUGUUUUUAUUUCACAGAUUUUAUAUUUUAGGCCAAAAGAAAUUUAACGUUAAGAAUCACCAUGAGACAGAUUGGCUGUGUUUUCGCCACCCUUGCGUUCAUCAUUUUAUGUAAGUGAAAGUUUUUCUGCCUAAAUUCCUCCAGUCUAAUAGCAAUUGGAGUCCAGUCUCUUCACAGAUUAUUCAUUUAUGAAGAUGUUUUUGAGAACCACUCAGGUGUUCUUGCAUUUGAGGGAGAAUGAACACGAGAUCUGAAGGGCUCUUUCAUUUCUAACGAUGGAAAAGAGUUCUGGGACGAGCCAAAUCAAUGUCUGUGCAUGGGGAGGCCAUGUACAUCGCGUGGAGUUUUGCAAUGUCCCGCUGAAGUUUACCCCGGUAAAGUGGGCUGACUGCCGAUGUUCAUUAGAUAUCAUCAGAUUGGGACAGUUUAUCUGGGGUCUCAGUUGAGGCAUGUUAUAUGUUAAGGUCCUUUUCGAUCGUCGAACUUUUCGUUUGACAAAGUGACAAAUCUCUUAGGCUGUUUCAAAUAAUGAUUUUCUAUGGCCACGUCCAACCUCGAAGGCUGAGUCCGAAAUUUAGUGGUUGAACUUAUUCUUUAGCGAAAAAAAGGAAUUUCUUUUUUUUUUUAUGUUUGUGUAAAUGACAAGUGUACUUUUGAACUGUGCUUAUGGCUUAAAUAUGGCUGAUUUUAGCUAGAGAAGUAUUCUGUGUCAGUGCUUUGAAAACAGUCACUCUCCCAUCUCCUAUAUAGCUAUGGAUCAAUGUCAAGCCUGGCGCAGGCCUUGUGGCCUGAAAACAAUCGACCGUCGCAAUGGCAGAGAACCACGGAGUCUUAAAGAGAUUCGUUACUACGAUCGUUGCUGUCGCGAUCAAUAUUACAACUCAAAAAGACAGCUAUGUUGCUUUGGUAAUAUCGUUCUACUAGAGAAACCCGGCGACACUUGUUGUGGAUCCCGAAAGUAUAAUGUUCACACAGAACUGUGUUGUGAAUUCACCGUAAAGAAAAAGACUGUUUCUCAAAAUGCCUGCUGUGGAGCAGUUCCGUACGAUAGCAGAAGAUAUACCUGUUGUGGUGGAACUGUUACUCCCCGAGCUUCUAGUCAUCAGCAUCUGAACAGUUGUUGUGGGUAUGUAUUCAAACAACUAGCCAUUUUUUUUGGCAGAGGUUGUUUUCUUGGCAGCCUUUAUAUCGAAUGUCACGCAAAGAUCCCUAAACGUGCACCCCAAGGAAAGAUUGUUGAUAAAUCCAAAGAGUCGGUGGUCGGAAGGCUCAGACCCGAGACCACCAUUAACAAUUAUUCUUAUCAUCAUUAUUAUCAGUGAUAUUAUUAUCAUCAUCAUUAACCACAUUCUUUGUCUCACAGCAAGAGAAGUUACAACCCUUACACUCAUGUCUGUUGUAAUGGAGUCAUUUCAUCCAAGCCCGCUCAGUGCUGUGGCAGCAAAACGUACGAUCCAAGGUCACAAGUGUGUUGUGGGGGAAAAAUUGUGUCUACCCCAAGCAUCUCCUCACCUGCAUGUUGUGGGAGCAAUGUUUACGACAGAAACCAACAGGUUAGAACAAUUAUUAACACGGCUGAGGGAUAAUCGAGAAAUUAAGAUUGGACAGUCUUCGUUUCCCCUUUGGACGCAUGACAAGGGCUAGAUAACAGGGCUCUCUAUGACUGUGCCACAAGGUUACUGCUGCACAGAAGUGUUUUAUUAUUGUUAAUGAUGAUGUCAUGCUUUCAUUGUAUGACGUUUACUCAGUGCAUUGUCCAUCCUAACGCGCCUUACAACACUUUGCGAGGGACAAUGCUAGACUGCAUUGGGAAGUUCAUAAUUAUUUUCAGGUGCCUCCCAAUAAACCAACAAUGAUGAGGUGAACGGUGGCUCAUGCCUUAACCUUAUAGUCAGAGAUUUCUACCGCUGUUUUAUUACAUCUAAGUGUUUUUUAAAAAUGCUUUAUGCCAUCAGAUCUGCUGUUCGAAUGUGCUUUUUGACAAGCCAAAAAACCCAAGUGGCAUCCAAGUAGGCUGUUGCGGUAGCAACAUCAUGUUCACCUCUCAUCAGAUGUGCUGCGCUGGGAAGGUUGUAGGUAAACCUCAGGGUGUACAGAACCCAAGAUGCUGUGGAAAUCGAGUCUAUGACUCACAAACACAGGUACUGAUCACUUUGCCAUAGUUGUGAACAUCUCCUUACUGCAGUGAAGGGCGCGGGGAAGGGAGUGUGGGUUCUUUCCAUCAAUGAGCGUAACUGAGGUGCUGCCCCAAAAAGAAUUCCUUUUUCAGGCUCGACGUAUAUAAUGGGAAAUCCUGAUUUUGGAAAAGUGGAGGAAAAGUGUCAUCAAAUACCCACAAUAGUCUGACAGUUAAUCGAUCUAUCAAAGUGAUAACUAUUUGUUUCAUAACGCGAAAAUUCUGUCAAUAUGUAUUAAAAUGCGCCAAAUCAAAAUUUCGAAUGUUGGUUACAACGGAAAAAGGAAAACUAGAGAGCCCUUUGAAAAACGUUAAUAGCAAAGACGACAGGAGCAGGAAUAGAACAUAGUGCACAGCAGUGGAAGGCGAGUGCUCCGACCACUGCAUCAUACUAAUCCCUCCAUUAUCCACCACUGUCAUUCAAGAAGAAGCUCGCGUAAAUAGCUCUGUGUGUCUUUUCUCUCUCACUACAUAUACAAAGUACAUCAUAAGGAUCCCUUUAAACCCAAGCUUGUAAGGGUCUUGAACUUAGCGCUAAAAAAUUAGAGACGAAGCUCUCUCCACAUACACUUUCGCUCGCUUAGUAGGGCACCUUAAGUAAGGUGUGCCUUCCCUCAUUUCCGCGUCGAAAUUGGAAACGAGAAAAUUUAAAACUGUACUCUAAUUUGUUUAUUUCUAUUAUAAAGACUAAAUCUAAAUAUUUUUGUUGUGUAGGUUUGUUGUUCCAACAGAGUAAGCAACGGUAAAGUGUGUUGUGGGAACGUUGGAUACAACCCUCUAACGCAUUCUUGUUGUGGCUCGAUGGUCAUAAAAGGUUCGAGCCUGUCAACCGUUCAUGGACCACAAAGGAAAUGCUGUGGACGAACAUUUUACGAUCCAAGAUUUGAAGACUGCUGCCAUGGCAGAUACUCGAGACGCAGAGGAUGUUGUUAUAACAACAACCAGUGGGGAGAUUCCAGACAGAAAUUCCGCCAACUGUGUAGGGAUGACUAUUAGAAAACGUCGUUUUCCUUCGGAAAUAGUCAUCUCAUGCCUGAUGGGCUCUGCUUCAAGAUUAAAUAGCAAAAACAUUACAGCACUUUUCGAUUAACUUUAAAGAAAAUGAGACAAGGUUCUCAAACGGCUAAUAAAAAAUAAUGUGAGGAAAUAGUGAGAUCUAAAACCAAAUCGUGGAAGUUUCUCGAAGCGUGGGAUAACGUGGCUGACUAACACGCGAUUUGUGUUAGCUUCUUUCUAACUGGAUGACACGGAGACACAAGUUUUCUGGGCCAAUCACGGAGCGAAGUCGAGAUAAAUCCCGGAUUGCUGUUGACACGUAAUUGAAAUUUGCUCUAAAAGGUUUAGAAACAGAGUUAGAUUUUUGCUGCAAUCUUUAUUACUUGUGACAC